This is a messenger RNA of Globicephala melas (long-finned pilot whale), 2484 nucleotides long. It is a transcript of the gene ALCAM, whose product is annotated as activated leukocyte cell adhesion molecule. The record is from RefSeq and is a predicted model, not a curated record. Gene Ontology annotation, cellular component: plasma membrane. Gene Ontology annotation, biological process: cell adhesion. NCBI's taxonomy places the organism in Eukaryota, Metazoa, Chordata, Mammalia, Artiodactyla, Delphinidae.
GUGGAGUUCCUGAGGCGGACUUCGUCUCGGGCUCGGUCCUGCAGCGCCUCUAGGCUGCAGAUCCAGCUCCUACCACCUGCGCUUGGCUCCACGUCCCGCGAAGCUGGGAGGAGAGAGGAGAGAGGGAGGAGGCGAAGGGAGGAGGCAAGCGGCAGCUUACACACGCCUUCCAGUCCCUCCACUCAGAGCAGCCCAGAGACCGCUGCUGGCGCCGCUGCUAUCGCUGCCACCGCCGCCACCGCCGCUACCACCUGAGGAGACCGCCUGGACCUGUCGCCCCACUGUUGCCCCUCCCGGCAAUUCUUUCCUAGCACCAGGCUUUUUAUGCGCACUGCCACUACCAUUAUUAUUAUUAUUCCAAGAGAAGGAAAAUAACAGACCAGCUAAAAAGAACCACGUAUACCUUUCCGAAUUACUCAAGUGUCUCCCGGGAAGAGAGGGUCGCCGGUCCCGGGAGGAGCAGCCGAAGGGGCCAAGGGCGGGUGUUGACGGGGAGACAGGAGGAGUUGGGGCACUGCGUGGUGGAAAGUUGCGAGCAGCUGACACCCGAAGGUGCAGCGCCACAGCCCAGGGGGCGGUGUGUCUGGGACAAGCCGCUGCCCGCUGCGUCCGGACCCGCGAGCGCGCGGGCAGCGCGGAGCCGGGGAGGACGCCCCCUCCUGCGGCGCGGACUCUGUCGGUGGUCCCCGAGGAGGAGGAGGAAUAUGGCAUCGAAGGCGGCCUCCUCCUGCCGUCUGGUCUUCUGCCUCUUGAUCUCCGCUGCUGUCCUUCGGCCAGGUCUCGGAUGGUAUACUGUAAACUCAGCAUAUGGAGAUACCAUUGUCAUGCCUUGCCGACUCAGUGUACCUCAGAAUCUCAUGUUUGGCAAAUGGAAAUAUGAAAAGCCUGAUGGCUCCCCAGUAUUUAUUGCCUUCAGGUCCUCUACAAAGAAAAGUGUGCAGUACGACGAUGUACCAGAAUACAAAGACAGACUGAACCUCUCAGAAAACUACACUCUCUCUAUCAGUAACGCAAAGAUCAGUGAUGAAAAGAGAUUUGUGUGCAUGCUCGUAACUGAGGACAACGUGUUUGAGGCACCUACAGUAGUCAAGGUGUUCAAGCAACCAUCUAAACCCGAAAUUGUAAGCAAAGCCCCAUUUCUUGAAACAGAGCAGCUUAAAAAGUUGGGUGAGUGCAUUUCAAAAGACAGUUAUCCGGAUGGCAACAUCACGUGGUACAGGAAUGGAAAAGUUCUGCAACCCCUUGAAGGAGCGGUGGUCAUAAUUUUUAAAAAGCAAAUGGACCCAGUGACUCAGCUCUAUAUCAUGACUUCAUCCCUGGAGUACAAGACAACCAAGGCUGACAUUCAAAUGCCAUUCACCUGCUCUGUGACAUAUUAUGGACCAUCUGGCCAGAAAACAGUUUACUCUGAACAAGCAGUCUUUGAUAUUUACUAUCCUACAGAGCAGGUGACAAUACAAGUGCUUCCAUCAAAAAAUGCCAUCAAAGAAGGGGACAACAUCACUCUUAAAUGCUUGGGAAAUGGUAACCCUCCUCCUGAGGAGUUUUUGUUUUACUUACCAGGACAGCCCGAAGGAAUACGAAGUUCAAAUACUUACACAUUGGCAGAUGUGAGGCGCAAUGCAACAGGAGACUAUAAAUGCUCCCUGAUAGACAAAAAAAGCAUGAUUGCUUCAACAGCCAUCACAGUUCACUAUUUGGAUUUGUCCUUAAACCCAAGUGGGGAAGUGACCAAGCAGAUUGGCGACGCUCUGCCUGUGUCAUGCACAAUAUCUGCUAGUAGGAACGCAACUGUGGUAUGGAUGAAAGAUAACAUCAGGCUUCGAUCUAGCCCAUCAUUUUCUAGUCUCCAUUAUCAAGAUGCUGGAAACUAUGUCUGUGAGACUGCUCUGCAAGAGGUUGAAGGACUAAAGAAAAGAGAGUCAUUGACUCUGAUUGUAGAAGGAAAACCUCAAAUCAAAAUGACAAAGAAAACUGAUCCCAGUGGACUGUCUAAAACAAUAAUCUGCCAUGUGGAAGGUUUUCCGAAGCCAGCUAUACAGUGGACAAUUACUGGCAGUGGAAGCGUCAUAAACCAAGCAAAGGAAUCUCCUUAUAUCAAUGGCAGGUAUUAUAGUAAAAUUAUCAUUUCCCCUGAAGAGAAUGUUACAUUAACUUGCACAGCAGAAAACCAGCUGGAGAGAACAGUAAACUCCUUGAAUGUCUCUGCUAUAAGUAUUCCAGAACACGAUGAGGCAGACGAGAUAAGUGAUGAAAACAAAGAAAAGGUGAAUGACCAGGCAAAACUAAUUGUGGGAAUCGUUGUUGGUCUCCUCCUCGCUGCCCUAGUUGCUGGUGUCGUCUAUUGGCUGUACAUGAAGAAAUCAAAGACUGCAUCAAAACAUGUAAACAAGGAUCUUGGUAAUCUGGAAGAAAACAAAAAGUUAGAAGAAAACAAUCACAAAACAGAAGCCUAAGAGAGAAACUGUUCCACUUGUUGUCCAG